CUAUGGGCUGGACCAAUGACCGACAACUGGCACGAGGUAAUCAACAUGUCUGAUUGCGAUAAGGCAAUUCUUGCACCGUUGCUCGGGGAUCGUGCGUUUAGAUAUCAUCCCCCCGUCUUUCGAUCGACUAGUCGUCCAGUAUCUGCCGCGAUGCACGCUCUUCUUCCACGAGUUUGCCUAAUGGCACUUCUAAUUCCUGCAGUCUUUGCCGUUUUACCAUCGUACAUAAAACCGUGCAAGAAGAGGGAUCCGGACAUAAACGAGUGUAUCACCAGAUCGAUCGAUCAGCUUCGCGACAAAUUAUCAGCCGGGAUACCGGAAUUCGAGGCGCCACCCAUCGAGCCUCUCUACCUCAAGCAAAUUCGCCUGUCCAGGGGACCGGUUGGAGCCAGACUCGACGUCAAUCUCACGGAUUUGCAGGUGUCCGGCCCAUCCACCUUCAAAGUUCGAGAUCUCAAAGCGGAUGUCGAGAACGUGGUGUUCACCUUCAAGGUCAACUUUGAGAAACUGUAUUUCCAAGGGAAGUAUCAGAUCGACGCGAGGGUGCUUUUGCUCAAGCUGACGGGGGAGGGGAACAUCACUGGAACCUUUACCAAUUACGAUUCGGACGUCGUUUUACGGGCGCACAAAGUGUACAGAGACAAUGAUAUCUACCUCAACUUUGAAAGAAUGAAAGUGAAGAUCAGGAUUGGCAAAGCGCACUUGCAUCUUAGCAAUUUGUUCGGCGGUGACACUGUUCUCUCUGCAGCCACCCAUGAUCUGUUGAACAACAACAACGCGUUGUUCUUGGACGAGAUCACUCCAGUGUUGGAGACAUCCUUGGCGGAUCUUUUCACGAACGUGGCCAACAAGAUUACAAAAUCUUUCACGUACAAAGAACUGUUUCCGGAUGAUUGAAUCUUCCAUCGAGACUUCAUUCGUUUACUUUGUCUUGUAAAAAUUUGUACAGUUGCAUUUUUCUAAUUAAAAAUUUUCUCUUAAUAUAAUUAACAUACAAUUCCGUACGCAUUACGAAAAUUUUGUGUAAUCGAAGAACAAGUUUUUAAAUUAUGUACGUAAAUUUGUAAAGACAAUUUUUGCAAUUUGUUAAUUUUAUAAUUAUAUGUGUGUGUAUAGAGAGAGAAAAUUAUAAAUGUACAAUAUAUUUUGUACAUUUCAAAGUUCGUAGAAUUAUUCGUAGAAUUUUGGUGUUUUGAAUAUAGUAUAAAAAGUAGUAUAAAAAGUAGUACAUUUCUAUGUAAUGUUAUAAUAAAAACGAAAUGAGAUUUA
Apis florea (little honeybee) is the source of this 1269-nucleotide messenger RNA. Its product is annotated as protein takeout. Lineage: Eukaryota; Metazoa; Arthropoda; Insecta; Hymenoptera; Apidae. Gene Ontology annotation, biological process: multicellular organismal reproductive process. The record is from RefSeq and is a predicted model, not a curated record.